Molecule: messenger RNA, 6865 nt
Organism: Scomber scombrus (Atlantic mackerel)
Lineage: Eukaryota; Metazoa; Chordata; Actinopteri; Scombriformes; Scombridae
Exons: 21
Coding region: 222-6653 (2143 amino acids)
Source: RefSeq, a predicted model, not a curated record
GCAGCAGCAGCAGAGGAAGCAUGCAGCUGCAGCUUGUUGUUGUUUUUAUUUCAGUAACAAACAAAUAAAAACAGUUUGUUGACUUCUUUUAAAGAAGUUCAAUAAAACCGGAAACGUCACUGAAGCGUUAGCUGAUGAGUUUCCCGCGUAAAGCUGCGUGUUUCUGAGGGUUAGCCGUUAGCUUCGUUAGCGCCGUUAGCCUGCCGGGACUUCAGGGGAAGAUGGGCCGAGGAGAGACUCCGACCCGCGGCCGCCACCCGCCAGGCCCCCCGGGGGACGUCAUGGGCCCUCCGCCGGGAUGGGGCCCCCCACCACCGGGAGGCUGGGGCCCUCCGCCUCCAGAAGGAUGGCCCCUGCCUCCUGAGGAAUGGGGCCCCCCGCCACCGGAAGGAUGGGGACCCCCACCACCGGAUGGAUGGGGCCCCCCACCACCGGGAGGCUGGGGUCCUCCCCCGCCCGGUGGAUGGGGCCCCCCGCCACCAGAGUGGGGCAUGAGGAGACCUCCGUCCCCUGGCUGGGGACCCAGAGGACCCCCGCCGCCAGGCUGGGGGCCCCAUCCAGAUGACUGGAUGCACCCCCCUGAAGACUGGGGCCCCCGACCAGAGGACUGGAGGCCCCCCCACCCCGACGAAUGGAGGCUUCACUGUGAUGCCUGGAGGAGGUACCGUGAAGAAUGGAGGCACCCGGAGGACUGGGGCCCCGACCGGCCGCUCCCUCCCCAUGGCUGGGGGCCUCCCGGUUGGGGUCCAGAGGGACCGCCUGAGCCGUGGAGCCGCGAGCCCGGACCCGGACCCGUCCCUCCCCCGGCUCUGCCCCCCCCUCCUCCCGUCGCCUUGCCUCCUGUGGACCCUGCAGCCUACGGGCCGGUGCCGGGGCCAUCGGGCCCCCCGCCGCCGGCCUGCGUCCCUCCAUUCGGAUUCCCGGGGUUCCCCCCCCCCGCCUGGACUGGAGAGACUGUUCCUGUUGUUGAGGAAGUGAUGCCGAACCCGCCUCCAGACCAGCCGGAGUGGAUCAAAGCUUUGAUUUCUGCUCCUGGUUCUGAUUCGACGCCGGCCGACUUAAAGACGGCCAAUAAGACCUCGGAGGAGCUGCCUGUCACUCAAACUCCUGCUGCUGACCCCGCCCCCUCGCCCGUAGCCCCGCCCCCCUCCAAACCCAAACCCGAACCCUCAAAGAGCUCCAAGCCCUUCGGCCUGCUGGGGAAGCGCACGUUUGAUAAGCCUCCGCCGGGAAGAUCCACCGGCAUCAUCUCCUUCGUCGGGCCGAGUUUCGGAUACAUCGAGAGAGAAGAUCUGGAGAAGUUCACCUUCAGCUUUCAGGCGUUCUUCGGGAACCCGCAGGCCAUGACGCCCGGGGUCAGAGUUCACUUCACCGCCUGCAAGGAGAAGCAGAACAGUUUGAUAGCGACGGACGUGAAAGUGGCUCCAGGUGGAACCGAGAACGUGGACACGGAGAUCUACGAGGCCGUGGUCGGUCAGCCAAUCGCAGAGCCGCAGCCCGGCGAGCGGCAGUUCCCGGGUCAGGUCCACGUGGACAUCGGCCAGCUGAGGACCAACCUGAAGUUCGACAGGAAGGACAGCACGGUGACGCUGCUGAAGAACGACCAGGUGCUCAUCAACCUGCUGACCGACAUCGUCACCGAGAAGAGACGAGCCACCAACAUCAAACCCAAAAUCCCAGCAACCUUCAGCCACACCAAAGAGACCCGAGAGACGGGCACCAUCCUCAGCCUGAAGGACAGCGAGGGCAUCAUCAAGUCUGAGGAACACGGCGAGCUUCCCUUCGACAUCAAAGAGAACUUCAGCGACAUCGAGUUCACGUCAGAGGACGUCAACGAGGAAGUGGAGUUCACCGUCGCCUCACUGAGAACGGGGAAGAAGGCGAUCCGGAUCCGCCGGGUGAAGGAGCCGCUGCUCCUGACGCUCUGCAGCGCCGCCGCAACCGAGGAGGAGGACACAGCCAACAGUAACCAUGACGACCGGCAGAUGAAAUCGAGAGCAAACGCCAAGCUGGAGCUAGGAGCCAAAAUGGUGCUCGACCCCGAGCUGUACGAGGGCGUCGUCAGCCAGCCGAUCAUCGAGCCCACGCCCACCAUGCAGGGUUACCCGGGUCAGAUCCAUGCCAACAUCGGCCCGGUCAGGACCAACGUGACCUUCGACCACAGAGACUGCGGCGUCACGCUGCUGAAGAACGACCACGUGCUCAUCAACCUGCUGAUCGACACAGUGACGAGGAAGAGGAGGGCGGCCAACAUCAGGCCCAAAAUCCCGUUCACCUUCGACUACACCAAAGAGAAGAGAGAGCUGGGCAUCAUCACCAAGCUCGGACCAGACGAAGGCGUCAUCAACUCUGACGAUCACGGAGAACUUUCCUUUGACGUGUGCGAGAACUUCAGCGACACCGAGUUCAACGCCAACGACGUCCACAAAGAGGCGGAGUUCACGGUCGGCCUGGGGAAAUCGGGCAAGAGAGCGAUCAGACUGAGGAGGACGAAGAUGAUCGAAGACAAAAUCCUGAACGAGCAGAAGAGACGAGAGGAGGAGGAGAAGAAGAGGAAGAAACGGGAGGAGGAGGAGAGGAAGAAACAGUCGGAGGUCGAGGAGCAGAGGAAGAGGAGUGAUGAGGAGCAACUGAAGGAGUCGGAGAGGAAGAAGAAGGAGGAAGUGGCGGCGGUGCUCGCAGCAGCCAAACACAAGUGGACGCCGCUCGGCUUCAAAAUAAGAGACCCCGACACGCUGGACGAAAUCAGCAAGGAGAGAUUCGAAGGCACCGUCCUCAAAGCCAUCAGCAGAACUCGUAAGGAGAUCAAGAUCAAGAAAGACCCGGAGGAGAACGAGGGAGGAAGAGGAGAUGAGGACGGACAGAUUAAAAUUAAAGUGGAGAAAAUGGACGAGGACGAAUCGGCAGAAACAAAACCUGAAUGCGAAGGAGGCAAGGAGGUAAAGAAGGAGGAGCAGCCGGCUGCAGACGGAGGAGCAGUGAGGAGCAGAGACUCAGAGAUGGGCCGGCUGGUGAUGACCAUCGACGGUCAGCAGAAACAGCUGCAGUUCAGAUACAGUGACCUGCUGACCAGCGCCACCAUGCUGGACGGAGACAAGGUUCGGUUCAACAUCGCCACUCAUCCAGAGACCAAAGAGGAGCGAGCGGCCUAUGUGGAGAUUCUCCCCGACUCCUUCGAAGAGUCGACCGAGCAGCGCAGACACGGCAUCGUCAUCGAGUUUUCGGAGAACUCGGGGCUCAUCAAGUGUUCCCAGAAUCCUCAGCUCUACUUCAGCAUGUCCGAGGUCAUCGAGAAGAAAAGACUGGAGCUGAACGAGAAGGUCGAGUUCAGCGUCAUCCCGCAUGAAACAGCAGAGGGGGGGCACCAGGCCAUCAGGAUCAAACGUUUCACCGAGAGUGUUUUCCUCCCCGUCCGUAAGCUGGGCGGCGUUGGUGCCAACAAAGGAAAGAUGACCAUCAAGCUGGCAAAGACUGAAGAUGCAGAGAAGGAAAAACCAGAGACAGACAAGCUGAAGGCUGUUGUGAAGAAUCUCAGAGCGCAAGACAGCAAGACCUCAAUCAACAGAAAGGAUUACGGUGCCGCUCGCCGUAGAUAUGGCCGUAGCAGAAGCAGGAGUAGGAGUAGGAGUAAAGGCAGGAGUAAGAGUAGGAGCAGGAGUACAAGUAGGAGCAGGAGUCCACCCAGAGACAAGUUUGGACGUAUCAUUAAAAGCAAACGCAGCACCAGCAUCGACCAUGACCGUAAACCCAGCAGGUACAGGCGAAGCCGAAGCCGCGAACGCUCACGCAGGCGUACGAAAAGCCGCAGCAAGAGUCGCAGUCGCAGCAAGAGCCGCAGCAGGAGUCGCAGCAGGAGCAAGGACCGGGUAGUCAAGAAAAGGAGCAAAAUCAGCAGGGAGCGGGAAGAAACUCACAAGAGGAGGAGGGAGGUGAGUCCUACUCCUCCUCCCAGGCGUAUGGGAGGAGUUAUGGAUGACGAGCUGGCGAGGAAGAAGCGGGAGCUGGAGGAGCUGAACGAGAUGAUAGCCUACAAGAAGUCGCUUGUGGAUCCGGGACAGAGGACGUGCAUAGACUACGAUCACGGCAGGAUCGCUGUCCCGCUCACAGAGUACAAACCAGUUCGAUCUAUUCUCAAGAAACGACCGGAGGGACCCGAGUACCACCCUCGUCCUCCUCAACCGUAUAAUGACCCUUAUUAUGAGAGUCCGUAUGGUCAGUAUGAAGACCGGCGGUAUGGUGAGGUUUAUGGUGAGCGAUACGGUGAUUCCUACACCAGCCGACCUUAUGCUGAACGUCCGUACGCCGAGCGGCCCUACGCUGACCGGCCUUACGAAAGCCGCCCCUACACCGAACCUCCCUAUGAAGGCCCUCCGUCUGCCAGCCGCCGUUACACCGACCGCUACGAUGUUUAUGAUGAACCCUUUGAGGAUCGAUACUAUGACCCAGCGUAUGCGGACCGACCGUAUGAUGAUCGAUACCAUCCUGUCAAACGGAGCCAGUCUCCAGAACCCCAUGAUCCCUCAUCUUCCUCUCAGCCCAGUAAAGUUCCUAGCACCUCCACCCAACCUCCCAUGACUCAUUCGGCUAUUCCUUCAUCUUCCCAACCGCAUUUCAGACCUCCUUCCCCCACAGAACCUCCUCCUAGAAGCCCCUCUCCCAAAAUGAAUAUACCACCACGUCUGUCACCUCCAGUUGAGAAACCCCCCCUUGAUCGCUUUCUUGCCAUGCUUAAUAAGAAGGUGGAUGCUGAAAAGAAAUCGGAACCUGUUUAUGUUCAUGAUGACCUUUUGCCUCAUGAGCGGGCGCUUCAAGAUGGCAGGGGCUUCUCUCGGAUUGUGGGAUUGGCUCAAGAGCAACCCAGCAGUAGUGUAGCCUUAGAAAGGGAAAAGAAACAACCGAGCCCCAAGCAGUCCUCAGUAGAAAGAACAAGUGAGGAACCUAAGAGCAACACAGAACCAUACGACAAGAUCCAGAGUCUGCUCCGUACAAUUGGACUCAAGCUGAGUACAGGAGAUGUGUCCAAACUGGCGAGCCGCGCCCAGGAGAAAAUCUACAGUCCGAAGUCCUCAUCCACAGAAAGAGACUUGUCAUCCCCACAGGAGGAACAUCGAACAAGUAGAAGCAGUUCGAUUAAAUCGGAUCACAUCCAUUCCCCCUCCCCAGGCAGGUCCUCAAGUUUGGAGCCUCUCAGCAGACAUAAAGCUGUCUCUGAGUAUGGAGGGUUCCUUGACCAGCAGGAGCUGGAGGCGCUGCAAAGGGCACAACAGCUGCAGAGUCUGACCAAGACCAUGGAGAGCUCACCCUCCAUUAUUCCUCCCAAACCUCCUCCUGGGCCUCCACCUGCUCACUAUCAACAUCCAUCUCCACCAAUCAACUGGCCCCUUGGAUUAAACACUCAGAUUCCCCCAUUACAGAGCUCCACAAUCCCCCAUAUGGGCGCUCCUGCAGCAGGUCAGCCACCCCAGAGAUUUAGAUCUCUUCCAGGACCUCCUCCUGGACCUCCCCCUGGACCUCCUCCACGGCGUCCUGGACUGUCUCCUCCAGGACCGCCCCCUGGACCGCCACCCGGCCGAUCUCCUGGACACGCUUUCAUUCCAACUUCUAGUCAUGCAGGCUAUCCUUUUAUUGGUCAGCCUCCUGUAGCUCCACUUCCUGAUGCCUCCAGUCCUUCACAGACAUUAACCACUGCCUCAGUGACACCAUCAACACCAGCAACAUCAAAUCCCUCCAGUGAUGACCAGUCAGCCAUCUCUACAACAGUGGCCAGAUGCCUGAAAGUUAUUGAGACGGUGAAAUCUCUGGCUGGGCAGCCAUCAGCCAAACCAGUCAAGUCGGUCCAGUUCAGUUUACCCACAGAGUCUCCAUCAGCCUCCAGUUCUCACACCUCAGUAGACACAGAUGAUGACAUCAGAAACAAGCAGAAGGAGAAGCUGGACAUGUAUAACCAGAGGGUUAUGGAGAAGAGAGAGCAGCAGUUUCAGGAGAUGCUAGCCCGCAAGAAGGAGAAGAACAAGGAUGGAACAUGGAUCUCCCCAGGCAAACCGAUCAGCAGUGAGCCCAAGAACGUUUGGAUUUGUGGUCAUUCACUGGUUUACUGGGCGGAGUCACGAGCCAAAUCUCCAGAGGUAGGUAUGCAGUUGGGCAUGGACCCUAGCAAGGUGGCCAUCUGGUGGAAGGGCACCCAAGGCAUGACAUGGCCCCAGCUGCUGCCCCAGCUCCACCAGCUGAAAGUCACCUGGCCCAACCCAGAUGUCCUCAUCAUGCACCUGGGCGGCAACGACCUGAGUACUGACAGUCCGACGGACCUGCUGGCCUCCGUCAAGAAGGACCUGACCUCCAUGAGGAGCAUCUUCCCACAGUGCCUCCUCAUCUGGUCCAACAUCCUGCCCCGCAGGGUGUGGCGCCACUCUCCUGACAGCCACGAGGUGGAUCUGGUCCGAACCACUGUGAAUCGUAGAAUCCAGAGUAUCAUCUCCGAGCUGGGCGGCACCUCGCUGACCCACGAUAACAUCAGGUGUGGUGCGAACACGGGCCUGUACCGGCCCGACGGCGUCCAUCUGUCGCCUAAAGGGAUUGACGUUUUUAAUUUGAACCUGCAGGACUUUCUGGAGAAGUGGGAGAUGGAGGCCAACAAGGCCGCUGAGAUCAGUUAAAAGGUGGAUCUAUUUUUGUUGUUGUGUUUGUUUGUUUCUGUUAUUUACAGCGAUGCAGUUUAUGGAUUAAAAACUAAAGUAACUACAAGCUUCUUUUCACGUUAAUAAAAUAUCCAGUUUGUAGUUUUAGCCCUGACCCUGACAUGUAGAAGCUCCAGGCGGUUGUUUAACGUUUCUGUUUGACCUGAAACAAUAAAUUCAAUAUAAACUGA